UGUCUCGUUACCAUCUAUCGAUAUGCAUGCACCUUGGAGCUUUUUGAAUUUUUGGAGCUAUGCAUUUUUUUAGAGCAAUGUCACUUGAGUGAUACCUAAUAAACAGAAAGUGUUACAAGCUAGUUCUAAUCGGGUCAAUUGUUAUAAUCUCCAUAGGGAAGAGCUUUCUCUUAAAAAAUGAGGGUACUCAUUACCCGCAUAUUAUAUUAUUCUCGGAGAAGUUAAAUUUCACUACAGUUCAGCUCGACACUUCUUAGAGCAACCAUGUUUCUCUUAAUAAGCGUGUUUCUGUUUGUCGACUGUCUUUUGGAAGCUGGAUCCCAAAGCGUUACGAAAAAUUCAAAAAUCUUGCAUGAAUCUCUUCCUCUUCCUCACAAUUAUAUUUCCGCAACGUUGACUCCUCAAUAUAAGAUUCCUAUAUUUCUGGAAAAAAGUGAAAUUGGAAAAUCCAAGACUGCUGUGGCAAAUUUCAACGAUAAGGACUCAAAACGUCAGCCAAAAUUCCUAGAAAAAUUGGCCCUGCUAGCCGGACUUAAUGUACUCGCAACUGCACCUUCUGCGAAUAUAAAUACAUUUACAAAAAUACCAAGAGGUCAAUUUUUCUUGAAUUUUGGCCAUUCUGGAUGGACACCAUAUUUCUCAGCGUAUUACGAACCUUAUUCGUUUAUUCCUUAUUCAUAUCCUUCGGCGUAUCCCUCAUUUCCUUGGCAUCCCUUUCUGGAACCAUCUAAAGUUCAGUCAAUCGCCCAGCUGCCGCUUCAGAAUCCAAUCACACCUCCAAAUUAUAAUUUACUUCCUGAUAAGAAGCCAACUGACCAGGAGACCUCCGAGGAGACUUACAUAGCGGAGAACAAAAUGUUGAAUAAGAAAAAGAUGGAGAAUCAGGAACGUGUGGAAGGAAUGGAAGCAGAGUUGCGAAUGAAAUCUGCCACGAGUGAAGAAAUGAACAUUAAAAAAGAAGAAACGGAAGACGUAAUUCUCAAAACGGAAGCUACAGUCGUCAACGAAGAAGCCAGAGCUGGAAAUAUAAUCAACACGACGACACAAAAACCUGUAACAAUAGGAUUAAGUACAACCACACAAAUGGUUCAAAAUAAUCCUGGAAUGAAUGUUCCUCAAGUGAAUACCAACCAAACAAAUACAAAUUCAACGACAAUGACCAACACUACUGACAUGCAAAAUAAGACUGAAGAUUCUGGAUUCCCCGGAUACUACGGUGGCACUCCUCAAGAAAUCGGGAAUAUUGGUUUAACUACUGACACAUCAUUACCCGGCUAUCACGGAUACAGUGGAAUUAAUUAUAAUCUCCCUUUUGAUAGACCAGCCAAUUUCAAUCCUUACGACAGAUACGAAAUUUAUUCGAAUCCUCCGUCAAAUACAUUUUCACCAGGUGAACAGGCGCCAGAAUAUUUAAAUGCCAUUGAUUUUAAUCGAUAUACUUAUGCUCCAGAUAAUCCAUCAGUUUUUAAUGGUUUUCGACCUAUAAUUUAAUCUUAGUACUUUGUAAUCGUAUUCUACUUCUGUUUACACUUAUUAAUUUCAAUAUUUUCUAACUAGACUAUACUGAUAUUAUUUACGUCCCGAUGCUUUGAAUAGCAUUCUGCUCUUUAAAGAUUUUUCGGCACUCGAGCGAGCCGGUUUCGAGUUUCGACAACGAACCGUUCACAAUGGUGCCAUGUAUGCGCGUGAGAAUGCUGCUUAACAUUUGUAUAAUCCUAUUUUAACGUUUUAUUCGCUAUCGAUACAGACACUUUGGAUUUGGUACUGUUCAGAUUGCGAAUCAAGAGAAAUAAAAUUUCUGUAUUAAACCCGUAUGAAAACUUUGUCUUCACUUUUAUUAUUGUAGAAAUGUAAAUAUAAAAGAUUGCUAUAGUGUCAA
Cephus cinctus (wheat stem sawfly) is the source of this 1879-nucleotide messenger RNA. RefSeq lists its product as uncharacterized. The coding region runs from base 265 to 1491 and encodes 408 amino acids. The record is from RefSeq and is a predicted model, not a curated record. The transcript has 2 exons. NCBI's taxonomy places the organism in Eukaryota, Metazoa, Arthropoda, Insecta, Hymenoptera, Cephidae.